Penicillium verhagenii is the source of this 1575-nucleotide messenger RNA. Its product is annotated as DUF3431 domain-containing protein. NCBI's taxonomy places the organism in Eukaryota, Fungi, Ascomycota, Eurotiomycetes, Eurotiales, Aspergillaceae. The transcript has 3 exons. Bases 1 to 1575 code for a protein of 524 amino acids. The record is from RefSeq and is a predicted model, not a curated record.
AUGCCACUAACAUUUCGCGUGGCCGUCGCCGUCGCACUGGUAUUUACCAUCUUCUUCGUGAAGAAUCACCUCUCCUCAAUUGACGAGCAAUGGCAAUCUGAUCGCAGCGCAAGCCGUGUUCCGGAUUUCAUCCUCGACGGUGCAGGCACCCAUAUCGAGCUGGUCUCGGGUGAUGACCGCGCUGCUGCUGUAGGAAAAUCGGUAGCGGCGGAGGGCACAGGGGCAAGAGUUGCUUCUAGUUCCUUCGCCGUUUCGCGGGUUUCUUCGCUCACGCCGUCAACUUCGACUACUGUCGGGUUUUUGGAUCCAACUGGGUCGCCAGUUGAGCCGGCGCGAUUCGAACCGCAGACCAUCCCGGUUGAUGUGCCUAAUGCGGACUACUUUGACGAUCCGUUUUUGGAGGAGUAUUUGGAUAGUUUGGAUUAUGGGUUUGGGGGUGAAUCGAGACACGGGCACAAUCAAUUGCCGCCGAAGCCGGAAUCAACACCUAAACCGCCGGUGCCCAAGUUGACGGAUCGCAUUGUUGUGCUGGGCAGGAUGUCCUGGGAGGAUUCCGAUUGGUUGGAAGAGGAAUUGCCAGAGUGGCCCAAUGCAGUCUAUGUCAUCGACGAUCCCGAAUCCGAAUACCACGUUGCCGAAAAUAAAGGCAAAGAGAGCAACGUUUAUCUCACAUGGAUCAUCGAUAAUUACGACAGCCUACCCGAAUACAUGGUUUUCCUACACGCCCAUCGAUUUGCCAGUCACGUCGAACUCAACGAGCAGGACAAUGCCUUGACAGUCCAGCGAUUACAACUCGACUACGUCCGCAAGACCGGAUAUGUCAACCUGCGCUGCGAUUGGACUCCAGGGUGUCCGGAUGAGGUCUACCCAUUCCGACAGCUAGCAGGGCGCACCACGGAAAUCGCCUUCGCGGGAGCAUGGAUCAAGAUUUUCAAUAAUACCGAUAUCCCUGAGGUAAUUGGAACACCGUGCUGUGCCCAGUUCGCCGUGACAAAGGAACAGGUGCUGGCUCGGCCGUUGAGUGAUUAUGAGCACUACUAUCGCUGGCUGAUGGAUACGCAGCUGGACGAUGAGACCAGCGGCCGUGUGUUUGAAUAUCUGUGGCAUAUUAUUUUCGGGCAGGAUCCCGUGUCGUGUCCAUCUAAAGCACAAUGUUACUCAGAUGUAUAUGAUAUGGAAUAUAUUGAGCCGGUCAUCCCUGACUGGAUCUCUGAUAAUCCGUUUAGAGGUGUGAAAAACAACCAUGAUUUCAUUGACGACAGCUUUGAAGAUGGCUUUGACGAUGAAUUUGACGAUGGCUUUGACCUGCCUGGGGACUCUCUUGAUGAGAAUGAAGACGAGGGGGAUUGGGGCUGGGACGAAGAAGAAGAAGGGAAUGAAGAUGAGGAUAUCGAAGAAGGCGAUAAAGAGGAUGAGAAGGAAGACCCAAAUGACGAGGACCCAUUCGAUUUUGAUGAUAUCUCGGAAGAGCUGGACUUUGACGACUCACCGGUGUCUCCAUCCAAGGACAGUGAUCCAUGGGAAGAUACAAACGUCGACAAUCUACCAACGGGCUCAUAUAAACACGACACUUGA